AUGGCCCACCCUUAUGAGCCUUGGUUACGGACAGCACCACCUAGUGGUAGCUCAGAAGACAUGAACAUCCCCGCCUGGUGGGACCUCCACAGAGACGUCCAACCAGGCAGCUGGAUAGACCUGCAGACGGGGCAGGGGGUGGGCUUGCCUUCAGUGAGUGCAGGGAGCUCCAUGGGGUUGCAGUCGUCUUUGGGGCCCUACGGUUCUGACCCUCAGCUUUGCUCCCUCCCCCCUACACAGCAUGCCCCACCCUCACACUCAUCUCACCUGUACCCCCAGGACGGCUUUAAGAUGGAGCCGCUGGCCCCUGAAAUGCUGCAGCAAGAACCGUUCUCCUUGGAGGAACCUCAGGAGAACCCUGUCUCUGCCCGCCCUAAGCCCCAGCGCCGCUCCUCCUCCAGGGGUGCAGGCCAGGCCGUAUGCCGCUGCCCUAACUGCGUCCACGCCGAGCAGCUGGGUCAGAGCACCGACGACAGCAGGAGGAAGCACAUGCACAACUGCCACAUCCCCGGCUGUGGCAAAGCCUACGCCAAGACCUCCCAUCUGAAGGCCCACCUACGAUGGCACAGCGGGGACCGGCCAUUUGUCUGCAACUGGCUCUUCUGUGGCAAGAGAUUCACACGCUCUGAUGAACUGCAGCGCCACCUACAGACACACACUGGAGCUAAAAAGUUCAGCUGCGCAUUAUGCCCGAGAGUAUUUAUGCGCAACGACCACCUGGCCAAGCACAUGCGCACUCACGAGUCUCCGCCAGGACACGGGGAGGAGAGAGUGAAUGGAGACGGGAGGAUGGAGAAGGGCUUCGAUGCUGCUACGACCCCUCAGUCUUCCUCAAAUGUGUCUGAUGGCACAGAGCCGCCGCUGAAGCUGAAAUGUGAGACGGACCCCUCAGUCUCCAGUGUGACGGGGCAGUCCGGCUAA
Molecule: messenger RNA, 921 nt
Organism: Cheilinus undulatus (humphead wrasse)
Lineage: Eukaryota; Metazoa; Chordata; Actinopteri; Labriformes; Labridae
Gene: sp6
Product: Sp6 transcription factor
Exons: 1
Coding region: 1-921 (306 amino acids)
Biological process (GO): regulation of transcription by RNA polymerase II
Molecular function (GO): RNA polymerase II cis-regulatory region sequence-specific DNA binding; DNA-binding transcription factor activity, RNA polymerase II-specific
Source: RefSeq, a predicted model, not a curated record